GCUCCAGCGCCUGUUCCAGCGGUCACCAUUUCAGCCGCGUUCUCCUAGUCCUGGCGCCGUCUUCCGUCGUGCUGCCUUGCCAGGUGAAAAAACCGCUUUGGAGUUUCGUGGUACCAUCGUCUCCUUCCACGAACACGCUGUCCUGAGGACACCUCACUGUCCCGUUGUACAAGAUUUCCAUCUCCUUUUCCCCAGGGCACAGACCUCUUCUGUUUCCCUGUCUAGCCAGUUCUGAGUUUGUGCAGGGUUAGAGUGACUUCCCGAACAUCUCUGAGGAAGCCCUCCGUAGAGCUCUUCAGGUCAGGCACCUUGCUCGACACCGUUUCCUUGUUCUUUGGCAACAGAAGAAAACAAGAUGGUUUUACCCGCUCCAUCAGUAUAGACACAUGCAAACAUAGUUUGCUUAAGGUUCAUCAGUAGAUGAACAAACUUAAUCCUAUCAAAAGGAUCAAGCUGCUUCUUUGAAGUAUUGAACCCUUAAAUAGCAACGUGUUCCAUUCGAGGGAGGUGGAGCAAAAUUUUGGGCAAACGUAGAAAACGACAGCUAAGCAAAGUUCUAAUGGCCCGGUGAAGAAGUCUAUGCGGGAGAAGGCUGUGGAACGCAGGAACAUUAAUAAGGAGCACAACAGUAACUUUAAAGCAGGAUACAUUCCAAUUGAUGAAGACCGUCUCCAUAAGACAGGGUUACGUGGCAGGAAAGGCAACUUGGCCAUUUGUGUGAUUGUUCUUCUCUUUAUUUUGGCUGUCAUCAAUCUGAUUAUUACACUAGUCAUCUGGGCAGUAAUUCGAAUUGGUCCCAAUGGCUGUGACAGUAUGGAGUUCCACGAGAGUGGCUUGUUGCGGUUUAAGCAAGUUUCUGACAUGGGUGUUAUACAUCCAUUAUAUAAAAGCACGGUAGGAGGCAGACGUAAUGAAGAUUUGGUGAUCACUGGAAAUAAUCAGCCUAUUGUAUUUCAGCAAGGAACAACCAAGCUUAGUGUGGAAAAAGACAAAACUUCUAUUACCAGCGAUAUUGGCAUGGAAUUUGUUGACCCACGGACACAGAAUACCUUGUUCAGUACAGACUAUGAAACUCAUGAGUUUCAUCUGCCAAAUGGAGUUAAAAUAUUGAAUGUACAAAAGGCCUCUACAGAGAGGAUUACCAGCAAUGCAACCAGUGAUCUAAAUAUAAAGGUUGAUGGCCGUGCUAUUGUCCGUGGAAAUGAAGGUGUUUUCAUCACAGGCAAGACCAUUGAGUUUCGAAUGGGGGGGAACAUGGAACUUAAAGCAGAAAACAGCAUUAUCCUGAACGGAACUGUGAUGGUCAGCCCAUCGCGACUGCCAAGCUCUUCCUACGGGGAGCAGUUUAGUAACGGGAACUGGCUGCGUUUCAAGCUCUGUAUGUGUGCGGAUGGGACGCUGUUCAAGGUUCAGGUGACAGGUUAUAAUAUAGGUUGUCAGACUUCUGUCAAUCCAUGUGCAGCCACACACUAAAACAGAAACCACUGCUAGGGGAGUUCUCUUUUGUGCUUAUAUAUAUUUGUAUGAAGUAACUGCAUGCCUUCAAGGAUUUCUGUUUCUACAGCAGUUUAUACUAACAUUUAUUACAUAUUUUUAAGCAAAGGCUGUUAGAGUCAGCAGUAUUAUGUCAUCAUCCUGUUAGCUGUAACAGCGGCACUGAUUUAGUAAGCUUUCAGUCUACAUGCAUACUGAAGUACCUUCCUGAAUUGGGAUCAGUAGAAUAAAGAAUGUGAUCUUAGCAACCAUCUUGACUGCCUUCAGUUGCCAAUAGAGGAGGGUUUUGUCCUGCAUCCCAAGACCUUAAAGGCUGCUGAGAACACAACUGCAAUCUGAAGUACUUCAACAGGAACGUCAAUUUGUUGUUGGAAGUGGUUUUGCCUAGGAUGGCUGAAGUGGCUGAUUUUUGUCUUCAUUUCUUGCCAAAGGUUGAUAUAAUGAUUUUCCCAAAAAUUACGUGGUAUACCAUAUGUUUCCUAAGAGAGGGGUAAUGGCAGAUUCACUUUAAAAUAUUGCAUUAUUUCUGCCAUAUAUUCUCAUGUAGUUAGAAAAGCCAUUGUACUAGCGUAAGUAAUUUUGCAAAGUAAUAUGGAGUGUGGAAAUGUAACUUCAAUUUUGAAAUAGUGUUGCCAUUAUUGGAAGUGUCGCUUGAGCUCCCAUUUUAUCUGUGCAGUUUAGGCAUUCUACAGUUGCUUAAUUUAUGUGAAGUAUUUAUAAAACUUGUUUAUAUUAGAAGUACAUUUUUAAAGAUGUACUUACAACUUGCUCACUACCCCAGAAAGGUGUUUUCUUGGGUGCUUUAAUGUGAACCGUGUGUGAAUCCAUUAUUCAACAGGUAAUAAUCUAAAGCAUGACUUGUUGCAGCAGUGUCGAGAUCAGACUUUUUUCCUCAUAAAUGUCAGUACUGAUGCGUUACUGAAACCUCAGAAUUAAAUUCUGAAGUUAAAUUGCUGGCCUGUAAUUCUACAUGGGAUGGUACUGGAUCCUGUGUCAGCAGAGUAAAUACAUGUGUAUUUGAAUUUGUCAACAGUGAAACCGUGUCUAUGGUGAGCUGUAAGGUUUAUCACCUUAUAGAAACUACUAUAGCCUUGUAACUGCUUUUGAAGAGGUAAGGUGUUCGGUACUAAAAAUAGAACAGCUCAUUAUAAUCCUCCUUUCCCCACCCCAUGUAUUUCAUCCAUAUAAAGUAGUUUUGCAGUAGCAUCAAGUAACCUUAAUAAUGGAGGCCACAAAGGUGACUUUGCAAGUAGCUUUUUGACAAGUUUUUUCUAGAUAAGCACACACUUCCUAAAAGCUGUGCUAAUAUUGCACAUUAACUUAAGAAUUGGUUGUUUGUUAGGGGAAGAUAAACUAUCUACCCUUGUUCUGUAGUUCUCAAAAGUACAUAGAAUUCCACAAAAUGCAAAUCAGCUUCUGCAACAAAAAGUUCCUAUCUAAGGUCCCAAUUCCUGUAUUUACUAGAAGCCAGUAAGUCCUCGUGUAGGAUGUGUAUGGGUGGAAUCGAUUCCUAGAGGGGGAUCCUUAGGUCAGGCAGUAUGCCACACAGGAGCUCAGAAGGGUCACAUUUCCCUCGUUGCUCAAAGGCAAAGCCAGGUUUUGAUGUUCCGUAGUUGUUGGGGUUUUGGGGGUUGGACAUCAGUGGAGCUGUUCCAACACAACCAGAAUAAACAAUAAAAUGUAGCAAAAGCCAUUGAAUUACUUAGAUUACGGGAAAGUACUAAUAUUUUGCAUACUACCUUCAUGAACUUCCUAGUUAUAGUAGAGCUAAUGUGUAUUAACCACUCCAACACACAUUUUGCUGAAAACAUGCACACAUCUUUGCUGCUAAGUAGCGCCUCAAUUAGUAUCUGUUACAGUUAAGAGGAGGACACUCAUGCUAAUGGCAGUUUGUCACUUCAUUUUUAUAUAUAUCUGUGUAUAUAUAUAUACACACACAUAAAAAUAUAAGGAGCAGUAUCCUCAAAGCUGAAAUAGACUGAAAAUGACAGAUACUGCCUUGGUCAAGUGGACUACAGGCGAAGAGCAUAUUGAGGCUCUUCUCUGGUUAAUACUGGCAUGCCUGUAUGCUAGUAUUGGAUUCUUGAUAUUCUCAAGAGUUCUUUUUAAAACACUGUAUGCAACAUAGCUGAAAGAUUUGUCACAAAGGUACUCUUAAAUCAUGGUCUGGAGGAUUGGUUUUGAAGCGUGGACUUCUUGUCAAAAUGUAGCAAACCAAUCAUACUAAAAUAAACGAUCAAUUUGUUAGCCACUAUUUAUAUAUUGCUAAGAUAAUCUUGUUGCCUUUAGUAAAGAGUUUGAGAAAUGUUGGCACCACGCAUGCCUUGUGUGGUGCAUGUAUUUGUUGUUUAUCUUCUAACAGCCUAAGGUACAUUUUUCUAUGCAUAUUUAACAUUGUGUGGCACAUUAUUUAUUUCAGUCCCACGGAUGCACUUAAGAUUCUGUGUGUUUAAAGUACAUUCUGUAUGCCUCUGUAAAAUACCGUACUGGGCACAUUGAAACAACACAGAUGUGAAGAGUUCUCGGCCUGUGUAAAGGUGGGGGUUGUUUCAAUAGGUGAAAUACAAUUGAAUUUCUAGUCUUUGUUUUGAAAUGAAACAAUAAAUUCUAAGAUGCA
Molecule: messenger RNA, 4111 nt
Organism: Falco peregrinus (peregrine falcon)
Lineage: Eukaryota; Metazoa; Chordata; Aves; Falconiformes; Falconidae
Gene: SGCB
Product: sarcoglycan beta
Exons: 6
Coding region: 580-1473 (297 amino acids)
Biological process (GO): muscle organ development
Cellular component (GO): sarcoglycan complex; sarcolemma
Source: RefSeq, a predicted model, not a curated record